AUGGGUGCCAAUGGAUCCAGCUAUCCACACUCAUGCUCCCCACGCAUAGGGGGAAGUGCACAGGCACAGCAGACUUUUAUAGGAACAUCUUCCUACUCUCAGCAGGGAUAUGGCUGGGAGUCGAAGCUGUAUAGCCUGGAGCAUGGCCAUGAGCGACCCACAGACAGGAAGAAGAAGAGUCUUGGUUUAGCAACUCUCAAACGGAGGUUCAUUAAAAGGAGGAAGUCCAGCCGCUCAGCAGACCAUGCGCGGCAAAUGCGUGAGCUUUUAUCAGGGUGGGACGUCCGUGACACAAACGCCCUGGUGGAGGAGUAUGAGGGAACUGCAGCCCUCAAGGAGCUCAGCUUCCAGGCCAGCCUGGCUCGGGCUGAGGCUCCCAGCUUGCAGCGUGAUCUCGCUGCUCUCUACCAGCACAAGUACUGCACGGAUGUAGACCUCAUCUUCCACGGUACUUGUUUCCCAGCCCACAGGGCCAUCCUCGCUGCUCGCUGCCCUUUUUUCAAAACUUUGCUUUCUUCAUCGCCUGGUUAUGGGGCAGAGGUUCUCAUGGACAUUGAAACGGCUGGAAUUGAUGUUCCCAUGUUUUCUGCCCUGCUCCAUUACUUGUACACUGGGGAAUUUGGGGUUGGGGGAUCAGAAGAUACCAGGCUGCAAAACGUGGAUGUACUUGUCCAGUUAAGUGAGGAGUUUGGCACACCCAACUCCCUGGAGGCAGAUAUGAAAGGAUUGUUUGACUACAUGUCCUAUUAUGACGCUCUGCUCAGCUUCUCCACAGACUCUGAGAUGAUAGAGAGCUGUAAUGAGAGGGGGGCUGUGGCUCCAGCACCGACAGGGGGAUCAGGAGGCAGCGGGGUCCCGGGGACCCCCGAUGAAGACCUCAGGGCGCACAAGGCAAUCCUCUCAGCACGCUCCCCUUUCUUUAGGAACCUUUUGCAGAGACGUAUUCGCACAGGGGAGGAAAUGACAGAGCGAACAUUGCAAACACCCACCCGAAUAGUGCUGGACGAGUCCAUCAUCCCACGGAAAUACGUGCAGGUUAUUCUUCACUGCAUGUACACAGAUGGCGUUGAGCUGGGACUGGUACUGCGUGGCAGCCCUUCAGCGGGCAGCCUUGGUGAGGUCCAAGCCCUUGUUUCAGGCGGCCGUGGCGCCAGUACUCGCACUGAGGAGGCCAUGGAGCUGUACCAUAUUGCUCUAUUCUUAGAGUUCAACAUGUUGGCUCAGGGCUGUGAAGACAUCAUUGUGGAAAGCUUGUCCCUGGACUCCCUCGUCCCCAUUCUCAAGUGGAGCUCCCAGCCGUACGGCUCCAAGUGGGUCCACAGGCAGGCGAUGCACUUCCUCUGCGAGGAGUUCAGUCAGGUCGUUACAUCUGACGUCCUCUAUGAGCUCAGCAAAGAGCACCUUCUCACCGCAAUUCAGUCCGACUACCUACAGGCGAGUGAACAGGACAUUCUCAAGUAUGUUGUUAAGUGGGGUGAGCAGCAGCUUAUUAAGAGGAUGGCAGACAGGGAGCCCAACCUGCUGAGCGGCACAGCCCACAGCGUUAACAAGAGGGGAGUGAAAAGGAGAGACCUUGACGUGGAGGAGCUGAAGGAGAUCCUGUCCCCCCUCCUUCCCUUUGUCCGGACUGAGCACAUCUUACCUCCUAACAGUGACGUCCUCGCUGACACGCUUAAGAGGGGUUUGAUCAGCACCCCUCCUUCAGACAUGCUGCCCACAGCCGAGGGGGGCAAGGACAAUGCCUGGUUGCGUCAGAAGAACGCAGGCAUCUAUCUGCGUCCUCGCCUCUUCUCUCCUUACGUGGAGGAGGCUAAGUCUCUGCUUGAUGAAAUGAUGGUGGAGCAGACAGAUCUGGUACGUUUGCGACUAGUUCGCAUGUCCAACGUCCCUGACACGCUCUACAUGGUGAACAAUGCUGUGCCCCAGUGCUGCCAUAUGAUCAACCACCAGCAAAUGGCAGUCAACUCAAACACCGCACCAUCAGUAGUGGCAAAUGAAAUUCCAGUGCCCCCACUGACUGUGGUGAAAGACAUGAUCCGGAGGUUGCAUGAACUGAGACACACAGAGCAGGUCCAGAGAGCUUAUGCCCUCAACUGUGGUGAAGGAGCCACGGUCAGCUAUGAGCUGCAGCUGCGGGUGCUGAGGGAGUUCGGUCUGGCAGACGGAGCAACUGAGCUGCUUCAGAACCCAUAUAAGUUCUUUCCAGAUGAGCGGUUUGGAGAUGAAAGUCCAAUUCUGGCCCUGCGCCAGGUGGGUCGCUGUCGUGUAAACAGUAGUCCUGCCAUGGACAGCAUGUUCACAGAGCUGGAAGGGGUAGCAGGCUUCCACCCACCCCUACCUCCUCCACCUCCCCCAUACCACCCCCCUGCCACACCCAGUCACGCCCAGCUCAAGGGUGCCUGGCGACCUCGUGUGCCCAUGCCGACCCCCACACGUUCCUUCUCCUACCCGUGUAACCGCACUCUGGUCCAGCGCCAUGCAGCCUCCAAGCAUGGCAGCUCAGAGUACUCCUCUGUACCCAGGUCCCAGCCCCCAGACUGCACCAACCCUCAGGCUAUGGGCCGAGCUUUGCUUUCAGACCAGCAAGCGAUGAGCAUGGAUCCUGUUAUGAGGGAGUUCAUGCCUGACAUUGCGCUUGGUGUCUCAGUCAUGUCCCUGAGGGACAGGGAUAGCCCUCACAGCCCCAUGGGCCCUUCAGGCCAUCACCUGCCACACGGGCCUUGCCCUUCCCACCUCAGCCACAGUCAUGGUCCUGGACAUGGCCACUCCUGCAAGAGACAUGCUCCUGAACCCAAGCUGGAGGCUCAAGCUGAAUUCCCUGACCUGUACGACUUUUCCUGUCGACCUCAAACGCCGACCUCCUCUCAUCCCCUGCCCUCCUUCACAGGACCAGACCUCUACAGCCACAGCUGCACCCCGUCUAGCUCCUACCCUCCUCCUUAUGUUUCGGACUGUCAGAGCCAGGGGCACUCGCAGGGACGGACUGCCACAGACUCACUACGACUGGAUGUCCUAAAUAUAAAAUCUCAAAGGCAUGACGGAGUCCUUGCCAGCCCCUUGGGGGCCCAGCCUAGGAUGGGACAUAUCCCAAAGGGGCGAUCCAAUGAAACGGACCUGACUCACGGAUUAGGCCAUUUACGGUCACCUAGUGUAAAUGUGGACAGCUACGAAGAGAGGCACAUAGGACAGCGAGAUGCCCCACAAGAAAUGGUUCUGGCUGGAGAAACAUCUGGCCCGGGGCCCCUCCAGCAGCCUCACAGAAACAGUGUCGGUGAGGAGCAUGUCAGAGACCGCAGGUCACCCAGCAAACCAGACUACCCUUACAAGAAAUCUGCACUUUAA
This is a messenger RNA of Menidia menidia (Atlantic silverside), 3342 nucleotides long. NCBI's taxonomy places the organism in Eukaryota, Metazoa, Chordata, Actinopteri, Atheriniformes, Atherinopsidae. The record is from the annotation of a GenBank genome assembly.